AUGUCUGUGGAAACAAAUUCAAACAAAACAAUUAAAACCGAACCGAUCGAUGAUUAUCCUCAAGUGAAACAGGAAUUUGAUGAUUAUGAAAAUACACUAGAUUUGUAUAUGGAUGAUGAUAUAUGUCGGCAGCAAUUUCUAAAAUCUGAGGUUACAAUUGACGAGGAAAUCAAACUAGAGACAAUUGACGACCAAGACGAUGUGACUAGUACAAACAAAACUGUAUUAGAUGAAAGUUCUUAUAUAUGUUGUGAAGAGAUCAGUGAAUCAAGUAAUUUAGUAGAUAGCACGAACAAAUCAUUUGAAGAAAUUUCAGGAAAAAGUGAAACAACUAAUAAAUUGAAACUGUAUACAUGUGAAAUAUGCCAUAAAACAUUUACAGCAAAACGUAACUUAAACCAACAUAAAAUUAUACACUCUGGGGAACUGCCUCAUGAGUGCAAAAUAUGCAAUAAAAGAUUUUUACGGUCAAGUACUUUAACACAGCAUUUAUCAGUGCAUACUGAAGAACGACCUUAUGCAUGUGAAAUAUGUAAUAAAACAUUCAGAACAAAACCUAUAUUAAUGCAACAUAAAACAGUUCAUACUGGAGAACGUCCUUAUGUGUGCGAAAUAUGUGUAGAAUCAGAUGUUUCAGGUGCUCAGACAGCAUGA
Messenger RNA from Ctenocephalides felis (cat flea), 654 nucleotides. RefSeq names its product zinc finger protein 98-like. Lineage: Eukaryota; Metazoa; Arthropoda; Insecta; Siphonaptera; Pulicidae. Gene Ontology annotation, molecular function: RNA polymerase II cis-regulatory region sequence-specific DNA binding; DNA-binding transcription factor activity, RNA polymerase II-specific. The record is from RefSeq and is a predicted model, not a curated record. The transcript is spliced from 2 exons. Gene Ontology annotation, biological process: regulation of transcription by RNA polymerase II. The coding region runs from base 1 to 654 and encodes 217 amino acids.